Molecule: messenger RNA, 2305 nt
Organism: Hippocampus zosterae (dwarf seahorse)
Lineage: Eukaryota; Metazoa; Chordata; Actinopteri; Syngnathiformes; Syngnathidae
Gene: pnocb
Product: prepronociceptin b
Exons: 2
Coding region: 7-780 (257 amino acids)
Biological process (GO): chemical synaptic transmission; neuropeptide signaling pathway; sensory perception
Cellular component (GO): axon terminus; dendrite; plasma membrane
Molecular function (GO): opioid receptor binding
Source: RefSeq, a predicted model, not a curated record
GGAGCCAUGAAGAUCCCUCUGUGGUGCCUGCUGGUUCUGCUUUCGUGUUUCGUCACCCCUGGACGCAGCGACUGCCAGGGGGAGUGCCUGGCCUGCGGCCUCGUCCUACAGAAGCAGCAACUGCAUCAAGCCUUUGACACGAUGAUGUGCAUUUUAGAGUGCAAAGGUCAGAUCUCCUCCUCGCGCACCUGGGAGUCGUGCGAGCGCGCCCUGAAGCUCGCCAUCUAUCCUCCGCUUGCCGAGGAAGGCGGCCUUCUGAAAAGCACGGCGGGAGAGCUGCGGAUGACCUCCCUGGAUCUGAACGCUGAUGGCGAACUGCAAUCAGCGGCCGCGCAGCCUUACCAAGAGGAGGAUGGGGACCUGGUCGAGGACCCCUUUGAGCAGCGCCGCGUCCAUUACGAUUCAUCGCUGCUGGAAUCCUCGGAGGCGGGGGAGGACGUGCAGAGCCUGGCUCUCCAUCUGGACGAUGGAGACGGCGAGCAGAGGGAAGGUGGGAAUGUCAGCGAGCGGGAUGAAAGCUCGGAGGCCGUUAGCUUAUCCAAACGCUUCGGCGGCUUUCAGCGGGGGCGCCACGGUUACAGGAAGUUGAUUGGCUCCCCGGCGAGACACCUCCAGAAGCGCUACGGAGGCUUCAUCGGCGUUCGCAAAUCUGCCCGAAAAUGGAACAGUCAGAAACGGGUCAACCAGCUGCUCCGGCAGUACCUCGGCAUGAGGAGCAGCCGUAGCGGCCGCUUCAACUUCUCCCCGGUAACAAGAGCCUGGAGGCAAAACAAACUGUAAACACCUUGCCCACAAACCCGCUACGCAUACUUGUACCUCAACCACUCAUCUUUUCAACAGUCUGAACUGUGACUUCCACCGUCGUCGUCGGCUCUUUGUGUCCAACCAGUAAAACUCACGAGGAAUGCUUUGACCGUGAUCAGUAUUUAUCAUGCCGUCCUGUGAAAUAAAAGAAUUUAGAGAAGUGCAAUUGAAUAGAUUUGUGUGUGUCGGUGCAACCAGCAAGACGGGCCAAAUGAGAUUGGAAAAACGGAAAAACAAGGUGUGACGUUUGACUGCACUCUCAUGAAUGGUACUUAAAAGUCAUUUGCGCUCCAUUUUGGGAAACCCGACAGCCCGGCGAGCUCUCAUUAGUUGUGUUGAAUUGAUUGAAAUGUCUAGACUUGGAACUUUAACAUUCUGGUGUACGUCUCGCGAUUGCCAAACUCAGACAAGUGGUGCGGUCUGCAAUUCAGAGUCUCCAAACCUUUUUUUUUUUUUUAGUUGUAGUUAAAAUUGCCCUCAGUGCGCCAGUUUGGAUCAAUGAAACCACAAUAUUGAAUCGUCGCUUUCAGUUAAAAGGCAACGAAUCAAAUAGGGUUGUUUGUUUUUAAAGCAUCCACUGCAUCUCAUUUCAAAUUCAGACCCCCCCCCCCCCACCCGCCCCCACAAAAAAAAAAUAUGCCGCUUUAUGGUCCAAGACAUGAUUUACGGGUGAAAUAACACUGCCCUCUAGUGGCCGAAAAGGAUGCGCACGCUAUGAACCGCAUGCAAUCAUGUGGAUGUUUUUCUUUGGCGCUGCAAUCACGACGAGAUUACAAAGAACAACAACCCAUUGGCUCGGAACUCUCUUGUCUGUGUAAUUAGGCGCAAAUUACAUAGUUAUCUCCUGGAACUUUUUCUUCCGCCUCAGAAAGUUUUACCAAAUGACCUGCUAGGGUUUUCAGCUAUUGAAUUCGCUCGGUAAGAAAAUAAUAUAUAUAUAUUUUAACAAAGUUUGCAGAUUUGGCCCGACUGUCGUAAUUGCAAAACACCCACACUGCUCUCUUUCACACACACACACACAAAAGCAAGUUUGUUGUGUGGAAUGAAAGAAGAAAGGAGAGCCUCGUUUGUACUGAAGUCAAUGGAGCUGGAAAUCAUUGGGUGGGUGGCACACCGUGCAAAAUGACGCCAUUCUAAUGUAUUGUUAAAGAGCAGAGGGGAGGAAUUAACAGUGCAUGUCAGCCACGGUCAUCAUUGUACCAAAAAAAAAAAACUAACAUUUAUUUUCCUUCACAGCCACCGUUUAACAUCUUAAUAGUGUAUUUUGCGAUGUAAUGAUGUCUGUACAGUGUGUGUAUUUGCGUGCGCGCGUGGAGUGUGUUUGAGAAAUGUUGCACCUGCAUGUGUGCAUGCUUCUCUAACACCCGCAUCUCAAAAAUGACAUUUGUGGAUAACAAUGUAAAAAUUUAAAGAAUUUUUAACAUUAAAUCAUUGUUGUAAGACGUCAUCAAAUGUGUAUAGAAAAAAAAAAGAAAAUCAAGAAUAAAAUAGUUUGCUAUUU